Messenger RNA from Durio zibethinus, 1361 nucleotides. RefSeq lists its product as uncharacterized. The record is from RefSeq and is a predicted model, not a curated record. NCBI's taxonomy places the organism in Eukaryota, Viridiplantae, Streptophyta, Magnoliopsida, Malvales, Malvaceae. Gene Ontology annotation, cellular component: chloroplast thylakoid membrane.
UUUUACACACACUUCAGCGUUCAGCUUCACUUCAAUUCCCAUUUGAAUCAACAAAAACCAGAAUCCAUAAAAGAUUUUGAUGACAAACAAACCAAAAUAGCCCCAGAAAAAGACUCAUCCUUUUCCAUCCUUCUCUGAAACUAAAACCUUUGCUGCAAAUGCUUCAAUCUCUCCAUCUCCUUUCCUCCCCUUCCCCUCUCUCUUUCCCUACCCCCCACUGCCCAUCUUCUUCCCCACUCUUCUCUCUCCGAAAACCCAGCUUUUUCUCUCCUUUCUCUUUACACCCCAAAGUCCUCCUUGGGCCAUUGUUUGCUCAAGCUCGAAAACCUAUCACCACCAUUGCAGAAGCAGAAGAAGAAGAGGGUCCCUUUGAGUUGCCACCAUCUUCUAAUUCUUCUUCAAUCUUUGCUACAAGUGAUGACCCCACUCCUCUCCAAACUGCCACCGGUGUUUUGCUUACUGGUGCCAUUGGGGUCUUCCUGUUUCGGUCCCUUAGACGCCGUGCUAAGCGUGCUAAAGAGCUGAGAUUGAGGUCAUCAGGGAUAAAGAAAUCAUUGAAGGAAGAGGCACUAGAUAACUUGAAAGCAAUGGCGUCAGCUUCAAUUGAAACCAAGUCGUCCACACCCUCACCAGUUCAGGCAUUGUUGGGAAGCAUAGCUGCGGGUGUCAUUGCUCUUAUUCUUUAUAAGUUCACCACUACUAUUGAAGCAGCUUUUAGUCGCCAGACAGUUUCUGAUAAUUUCUCGGUUCGUCAGAUAUCGAUAACUAUCAGGACUAUCGUGAACGGAUUGUGCUACCUUGCAACUUUUGUUUUUGGCAUCAAUUCUCUUGGCUUAUUCCUUUAUUCGGGUCAACUUGCCAUAAGUUCCUUCAUGGACGGUUCCACACGUAAAGAAAAUGAGAGUAAAGGUGAGGAGAAUGUUGGCUCACUAAGUUCUGUGAAAGAAAAUGCUGUAGAGGGGACAGAAUUGACGAGCAGCAGGGAGGAUCAGAGUCCAGGUGGUAAACAAUAGUGCUAGAGGUUAUCAACAGAUAGUGGAAGAAAUAGGCAUUACGUACACUUUACUCAUUUGCAAGGAGGAAAUGUAAAUGUUUUGCCACAUUGUUUCAUAUAUAUGACUUUUCUUUCUUGAUAGCUAUGCUGUUUCAUAGUCACAACCUCCCAUUUUUUAUAUGAAUGAUCAAUCCUCCAGGCAGUUGGUACCUUAUUGCUAUAAACUGUAAUUCGGGACAGCUUAAAAAGAGUAAUGGCAAGGUAUAAUCCAUGCGGCAGUCCCCUCAUAGUGGGAAAAGUUUUGCUUCUUCUUGUUGAUUGUAAAAUGUGAUGAACUUCGUAACUGCUGCUGCAGAGAUGCACAAUA